Molecule: messenger RNA, 774 nt
Organism: Rotaria sp. Silwood2
Lineage: Eukaryota; Metazoa; Rotifera; Eurotatoria; Philodinida; Philodinidae
Source: the annotation of a GenBank genome assembly
AUGGCUUAUCGUUCAAAAAUUUUACCACCUAGAAUCACUAAACAAGAACAAGAAUUACAUAUAUUCACAAAUCCACUUGAAAAUGCUCGAUUAUAUUUACUUGCGCAUAGUGAUUAUCAAGCUCCAUUAACUGCACAAUCACUUGCAAAAAAUUCAAAAUGGAUUGUAGUACGAAAUAAUAUACAUAAAAUUCGUAGUUGGCGUGCAGUUGAUAUAUCGAAUGUUGAUGAAAGAUUACGUGAUUGGUAUAUAUUCUUUCAAAUAAGACGUGAAUUACGACGUGCAUAUAAAGAUAUCAAACAAAUUGAACUUCGAUCUGAUUUUAAAGCUGUUAAUCAUUUUGAUUUACCUGUUGAUCCAAGACAUAGUCAACGUUUUGAUGUAAGACAUGUCCGACCAACGGAUAUGCUCUACUAUCCAAGUCUUGAUCGUGAGCCUCUCGUUUUACAAUCAUUACUUUAUUAUUUUUCGAAAGAAUGUGCUGUGCCAUAUGAAAGUGUAUUUCGAACAUUUUUAUCUAAUGUUUGUUUAAUUAUACAUCGAGAUCAACAACGUCUUCGUCGAGAAGCUGUUUUUCGUAAAGUAGCAUUAGUUUUAACAAUAAUUGCUUUCGUUAUUCUCGGUCUUAUGUUAAUUUCAUUGGUUGUUAGUGUAUUGGGAACCACAUCAAAUUUAAAAAGCAUGUACAGUAAUGAUCCUGAUGGAGGCAUUGAAUGGAGGGAACCUAAAACAAUUUUAGAGACAGGUUUUGGGACAACUUCAAAUUAUAGGUAG